UGUCACUCAGCAACAGCAGUUUUAAAAACUCUCUCCGCGAGCGAGUGCGCGCGUGUGUGUGUGUCGCGCGCUGUCUCCGGUAGCCGCUAGCUCCGUGUGUGUGUGUGUGUGUGUUUCUCUCCGCCGGUAUGAGCGUGGAUAAAGCCGAGCUGUGUGACUCGUUACUCAGCUGGCUGAGGAUAUUUCAGGUGCCGUCAUGUACGAGCAAACAAGACCUCACCAGCGGAGUGGCCGUCGCUCACGUGCUGCACAAAAUAGACCCGUCCUGGUUUAAUGAGACAUGGCUGGGGAGGAUAAAGGAGGACAACGGAGACAACUGGAGGAUCAAGGUCAGCAACCUAAAGAAGAUCCUUCAAAGCAUGCUGGAGUAUUACCACGACGUUCUGGGGCAGCAGGUGGCGGAGCAGCACGUUCCUGACGUGGCUCUGAUCGGGGAGACGGGGGACGUGACGGAGCUGGGUCGCCUGGUGCAGCUGGUGCUGGGCUGCGCCGUCAGCUGCGAGAAGAAGCAAGAACACAUUCAGCAGAUCAUGACCCUCGAGGAGUCGGUCCAGCACGUCGUCAUGACCGCCAUCCAGGAGCUGCUAACCAAAGAGCCCGUGGAGUCAGGAAGCCCGGACCUGUACGGGGACUUUGACUAUCAGUCGAGGAAGUAUUACUUCCUGAGCGAGGAUCUGGACGAGAAGGACCAUGCGUCUCAACGCUACAGAGAGCUCGAGCAGCAGCUGUCUGUGAUGAUGGAGGAGAAGUCCUCUCUGCAGACCGAGCUCCAGUCGUUGAAGGAGAGACUGAGUCGCUGUGAACCCCAGGACACGUCCACCACCAUCACAGGGAAGAAGCUGCUGCUGCUUCAGAGCCAGAUCGAGCAACUGCAGGAGGAAAACUACAGACUGGAGAACAGCCGUGAUGACCUUCGUGUACUUAGUGAAGCUCUGGAGAGAGACGUGGCUGAUCUGCAGCAUCGUAACGAGGAGCUGACGAGCCUCGCCCAGGAGGCUCAGGGCCUCAAAGAUGAGAUGGACAUUCUUCGACACUCGUCGGACCGUGUUAGCCGUCUGGAGGCGCUGGUCGAGACGUACAAGCGUAAGCUGGAGGAUUUGGGGGACCUGCGGAGACAGGUGCGUCUACUGGAGGAGAAGAACACGGUGUACAUGCAGCGCACCUGUGAGCUGGAGGAGGAGCUGCGCAGGGCCCACGCUGGACGCACACAACUCGACUCCUACAAAAGACAGGUACACGAGCUUCACUCCAGACACUCUUCAGAGGCCGUGAAGGCAGAGAGGUGGCAGUUUGAGUACAAGAACCUCAACGACAAGUACGAGGCUCUGAUUAAAGAGAAAGAGAGGUUGAUAUCUGAGCGGGACACACUGAGGGAGACAAACGAGGAGCUUCGCUGUGUUCAGGUGCAGCAGAAAUGUCUGAGUCAGUCAGGUUCUCUGGGUUCUGACGGAGCGGUGGGCAACCUGGCAUCUGAGAUCAUGCCCACAGAGUUUAAGGAGUCGGUGGUACGUCUUCAGAACGAGAAUAAGAUGCUGUGUGUUCAGGAGGAGACGUACAGGCAGAGACUCGGUCAGAUGCAGGCCCAGCUCGAGGAGGCACAGCGCAGCCAGAACACACUCGAGACCCAGAACAGGUUGAGUCAGCAGCAGAUAACCGAGCUGCGUUCUCAGGUCGAGGACUUACAGAAAGCUCUACAGGAGCAGGACAGCAAAUCUGAAGAUUCGUCUCUGCUGCAGAAGAAACUAGAAGAGCAUCUAGAGAAGCUGCAUGAAGCCCACUCUGAUCUGCAGAAGAAGCGAGAGGUGAUCGAUGACCUGAAGCCCGGCGCGGACAACAACAUGGCGAAGAAGAUUGACGAGCUGCAGACCGUUCUGAGAAAGAAGGACGAGGACAUGAGACAGAUGGAGGAGAGAUACAAGCGCUACAUGGAAAAGGCUCGAACGGUGAUAAAGACGCUGGACCCGAAUCAGAAGCCCAACUCGGUUGCUCCUGAGGUUCAGGCUCUGAGGAACCAGCUCUCAGAGAGAGACCGGAGAAUCCAAAACCUAGAGCAUGACUUCGAGAAGAGCCGGUCCAGACACGAUCAGGAGGAGAAGCUGAUAAUCAGCGCCUGGUACAACAUGGGCAUGGCUCUCCAUCAGAAGGUGACGAACGAGCGCUCCGGGGUUCCUGGUCAAGCUCAGUCCUUCCUCGCCCAGCAGAGACAGUCCACACAGGCACGGAGAGGUCUGAGUGCUCGCCUUCAGCCCAGAUAACACACUCGCACAGUAUAAGAGGGUUUAGUAAGCCACAGUCUGACCAACCGGUGCCUUAAACUCUCCUCUCGCUGCUCUGCUGGAAGACACGUCCUGUUCGUUCGUCCUCCAGACUGCGACUCUACAUGCUGCUGAUUCACUGCUAUAUUAUUAUUUUUCAAACUCUCUUGUCGUGUGGAGGACAUGCCGCUCUUAUCCACGGCAGCUUAAAGAAAAGGUGCAAAGUCGUCUCUCUCUCUCUCUCAUCUCAUCUCCUCCACUCACAGGGUUCGGGGUUAAAAGUGCUUUAAACAGCUUGUGGUUGUCCCUAGCCGAGUCUGAUCUGAUCGGAUCAAAGUAAAUGUUUCUCGGUGUUCUAAUUAGUCGGGAAUCAGGGGACGAGGAGACGGCUUUUAAAUUUAACUCAAUUUAAUAGUUUAUUUGUUUUUGUUACUCUUUACUUUCUUUCUCUUCCUGUCUCUUUGUGAGUGACGCUUUUAAGUGUUUAUGUUCAUCAGCACGUAAUGAUGGUGGUGAUCAAACACAUGGCUGAUUUUUUAAAUUUUUUUUUAUGGUUUGUUUAGCAUUUUCUGUAACCGCUUUAAUCUGAGAUUUGGUUGA
Messenger RNA from Clarias gariepinus (North African catfish), 2855 nucleotides. RefSeq names its product protein Hook homolog 2-like. The record is from RefSeq and is a predicted model, not a curated record. NCBI's taxonomy places the organism in Eukaryota, Metazoa, Chordata, Actinopteri, Siluriformes, Clariidae. Gene Ontology annotation, molecular function: microtubule binding; dynein light intermediate chain binding. Bases 129 to 2255 code for a protein of 708 amino acids. Gene Ontology annotation, cellular component: cytoplasm; centrosome. Gene Ontology annotation, biological process: cytoskeleton-dependent intracellular transport; cytoplasmic microtubule organization. The transcript is spliced from 22 exons.